Molecule: messenger RNA, 2312 nt
Organism: Branchiostoma floridae (Florida lancelet)
Lineage: Eukaryota; Metazoa; Chordata; Leptocardii; Amphioxiformes; Branchiostomatidae
Product: neuropeptide FF receptor 1-like
Exons: 2
Coding region: 473-985 (170 amino acids)
Biological process (GO): G protein-coupled receptor signaling pathway
Cellular component (GO): membrane
Molecular function (GO): peptide binding; G protein-coupled receptor activity
Source: RefSeq, a predicted model, not a curated record
CGUCAUUUGUUACCGGGUCCCGGGUUGAUUUUAAGUCCAAGUUAAAAGCAACCCGGAGCCCGGUUGUGCCCAAAGAUACGCCGUUAGCCGUAGGGUCCCAAUGUGAAAAAAACACCUCGUAAACUGCCCGGCAGGGCCCCUUUUUCAAUAGUGACCAAAGCAUUACCUAGAUGCCUACCUUCAUUGACGAUUGAUAACUUUGAUUGCUGAAAUAACAUUGCGUUUGCCUUGAAGGUACGUUGCUGUUGUUCGAGUCCCCAAGAGUACGAUAGAUGGAAAGCAGGCAGCCGGUAUUAUCCUCUUCAUCUGGAUACUUUCUGCGACUCUCGCCAUUCCACAGGCGGUGGUGUUGGAGACAAGGUCUGUGGAAUACUCCAGUGUUCCAGUCUUGACCUGUCAGGAGCAGUGGCCAAGUAUCACAUACCGCCGGGUCUACACCGUAGCCCUGUUCCUGGCCCUCUUCUUCACCCCGAUGUCCAUCAUCUGCUUCAUGUACGUCAAGAUCUCCAAGAAGCUCUGGCCCGACCAGGGCUCGGAGGGCGGGACGCCGCGAUCCUCCGCCAGACGUGCGGGGACGGCCGACCGCGACUCCCGAAUGAUCUGGAUCGUCAAGAUGCUGCUGAUCGUCGUCACCCUGUUCGCUGUCAGCUGGCUGCCUCUCCACGUGGUCACCAUCGUCGGAGACUUCGGAGACCUUAGCAGCUGGCACGGGACCGUCCUGUACGACUACAUCUACCCUGUGGCGCACUGGCUGGCCUACCUGAACAGCUGCAUGAACCCUAUCGUCUACGGCUACUUCAAUAAGAACUUCCGCCGCAUGAUGAACGAAGACAACAAAAAGCAGGGGACCUCCAGAAAGGCUGACGGAAAACUAGGCGUACACCAGACACACAUCGAGAUGACAGACAGAUCGGUCUUUAACUGCACCACUCCCGGUACCCUCCGUUCCGUGGUGACCAUCCAGAGCUCUCCCAGUAGACUAUGAACCCUACCCAAAAUACAGUCAAACACACAUGUAGCAGACCAACCGCCCAAGGAACCGAGGAAAGUAGUUGCUGAUGACAGGUGGUUAACGAUAUAGAAAUAAAGGACGGGACCGUUUUGAUCAGACUUGUGACUGCACCAGGUUUGACUUAGAAUUGUCCCUUCCCUGAGACUACCUAAACACGACAAAGAACCAAUGUGCUGCCACACGGUUCACUUGAAUUGUCAGGCAUCCUUAGAAUCGGCAGACCGGAGGUGAACAAUAAAGCAUAGGCCAAGCAGCGUAUAUCCUACUCUACGUUUUGUAAGAAGAAGCAGUCAAACGUUCGUCAUACUCUAGUUUUGUUUGAUAUCAUGAAAGAUGUCGUCAUUUGUUCUUCUAGUUCAUCCAGAUCUUUUCAUACUAAUGAUUCGGUGUUUUCAGGGUAUUUGAAAAAAAAACUAAUCCAUCGUACAUAAUUCCUUGUAUAGUUGACCGCUUUGAUCCUAAAAUCAAGAGAGUCCCAGUCGUCGGCGAUAAACCCACUGUUUGCUUUGAACCCCAUACCACCAAUGCAGUGACCAACGACCACGCUGCGUCCUAAAUUUGACAGAGAUCUCUACGAAAUUCAUAUAACCUUCAGAUACAAACUAUUGAUUCUAUGCUUUGUUUGUUUUGGUGUCUUGUCAGUCAAACUUUAAUAAAAAUUCUGCCUAAUAUUCCAAUUAUGAAAUUAAAGGGUUAUAGAAAUCCAAUCUAUGUCGUAGCGCGAUCGCUGCCUAGUCGAAUUGGAGACCACCAUCUUCUCGGAAGAAAAUGGCAGUAGCAUCUACUGCCUUCUUCCAGCUGUUACCCCGUCUCCUCAUAAUUCUGUAUUUGUAAAUUCUUUUCAAUUUACUCGAGAAACGUCAAUCUGAUAUGGUUAUUUGUUCUCUGUCCGUCUUAUGAUUGUUUGAUUGUGAAGUAGGAUCAGGAAUACUAGGAACACUUCUGAUAGCGUCUGUGUUCAUUGGUAAAGGUAUCUUCUUGUUGUUUGUUUCAUAUAACGUUACUAAUACAAAGGAUGUUAUACGGGAAUAUUGUGUUGAUUGUGGGUGUCAACAUUUCGUUUCAUAUUGAAAUGAAAUGAAAACCAGAAAACCAUUGUGAGACUUGUACUGCACUUUCAAGUUCUGGAGGAUUUAAUUUGUCUAUUGUGUCUGCCAUGCACGUUGUAUAAUCUGUGAAGUCUUCUAUUAAAUCACCUAUAUGUCACUACAAUAUACCAUGUUUCCCUCAGAUGACAACUAAUUGAUAUUUGUUUUUGUUUGUAGAGCUGAGUUUCAGUGAUAUUUUGCUCAAUAAAGCA